Molecule: messenger RNA, 1206 nt
Organism: Diaporthe amygdali
Lineage: Eukaryota; Fungi; Ascomycota; Sordariomycetes; Diaporthales; Diaporthaceae
Exons: 2
Coding region: 1-1206 (401 amino acids)
Biological process (GO): carbohydrate metabolic process
Source: RefSeq, a predicted model, not a curated record
AUGCCUACUGAGAUACAAGGAAUCAAAUCCAGCGAUGUCCAUGCCAAGAUCAAGCUGUUGAUCGAUGGCAUGGUCAACAUCAAGGACAAAACAGGCGAGUUCCUUUUGAAGCUCGAUGAUGGCCGUGUCAUCGACACCAAGGGCUGGAAUGAUUGGGAGUGGACCCACGGCGUCGGCCUCUAUGGAAUUUGGCAGUACUACGAGCUGACGGGCGACGAAAAAUGUCUUGAGAUCAUCGAGGCUUGGUUCGCCAACCGAUUUGCUGCGGGAGGGACCACCAAAAAUAUCAACACUAUGGCAGUGUUCCUGACGCUCGCAUAUGUGUAUGAAAAGACCAAGAACCCAACUUACCUGCCAUGGUUGGACAGCUGGGCUGAGUGGGCUUACCGGGAUCUUGAGCGGACGAAAUUCGGCGGAAUGCAACAUGUCACAUAUGUCAGCUUGCACGACCAGCAGCUUUGGGACGAUACGCUGAUGAUGACUGUUCUACCGCUGGCCAAAAUUGGUCUGGUACUAAACAGGCCGCACUAUGUUGCUGAGGCUAAGAAGCAAUUCAUCCUUCAUUGCCAGUAUCUAUUCGACACCAAGACAGGCCUUUUCUUCCAUGGCUGGGAAUUUUACAAGGAUGGCGCCAAGCAAGGGAAGUUGGGGCACAACUUCGCAGAAGCGAGGUGGGCGAGAGGCAACAGCUGGUUGACCAUAGUGAUCCCCGAGUUCAUUGAGCUAUUGAAUCUCGACGUGGCAUCAGACCCUAUCGGUUCGCACCUUCGGGAUGUACUCGAGGCACAAUGCUCGGCACUCUCAUCGUUACAAGCCCCCUCAGGUCUAUGGAGGACACUGCUAGACAUCCCGGAAGAAGAAGGCUCGUACGUCGAGGCCAGCGCCACAGCCGGUUUCGCGUUUGGGAUCCUCAAGUCAAGACGGAAGCGAUACCUCGAUCCGUCCUCGCCUGUCUCCGCCCCUGAAGCCGAUGACUGCCGGAAAUUGAAAGGUGCUAAGAUAGGAGGAUACGAUGCUGUGGCGGUUAAAGCCAUCAAGGCGGUCAUUGAAAACGUAGACGAGAAUGGAGAGCUGCUGAACACGUCCUUCGGGACUGCUAUGGGCAAUACGUUGCAGCAUUACAAGGACAUCCCAAUCACAAGUAUGCCGUACGGUCAGGCCAUGGCAAUUAUGGCUCUUGUCGAGUUCUUGCGAGUGUACAUCUAA